Messenger RNA from Sclerotinia sclerotiorum 1980 UF-70, 486 nucleotides. RefSeq lists its product as hypothetical. Gene Ontology annotation, biological process: RNA catabolic process. The transcript is spliced from 2 exons. The record is from RefSeq and is a predicted model, not a curated record. Gene Ontology annotation, cellular component: ribonuclease H2 complex. NCBI's taxonomy places the organism in Eukaryota, Fungi, Ascomycota, Leotiomycetes, Helotiales, Sclerotiniaceae. Bases 1 to 486 code for a protein of 161 amino acids.
AUGCUCGCAAUCCGUCCACCAUCCAAACAAUCCUCCUCCAAACCCUCCAAAAAAUACACACCCAACCUCAUUCCCUGCCGCAUAAACCACACUGCACCCACCAAGAUCGAAAAAAGAUACUGGGAACCAAAGCUCACUAAAAAUUCAAAGGGGAAAGAAGAAUUAGUGGCAUAUUUCAGAGGUAGAAGAUUAAUUGGUAGAAAGGUUAAGGUUCCAGAAGGAUGGAGGGGUGUUGUUUUGAAGGUGGGAGAGGAAAUUAUGUCACGGGAAGUUAAUGUGGAAGAUGAGAGGAUGGGGGAUGGGGAUGAGGAUGAGGAUGAGGAGGGAGAUAAGGGGGAGGAAAAAGAUGUGGAAACGAAGAUGGUUGAGGAGGAGGGUUUUUUUGAUGAUUUGACGGUUUGGGGUCAUGAGUGCUUGGUUGAUGCGGCUGGGGAUAUGGUGGUUAGAGGUAUUGAAGAGUGGAUGGGCUGGGCGGGUGCGUUUUAG